Colletotrichum aenigma is the source of this 1089-nucleotide messenger RNA. RefSeq lists its product as uncharacterized. The transcript is spliced from 4 exons. The record is from RefSeq and is a predicted model, not a curated record. The coding region runs from base 1 to 1089 and encodes 362 amino acids. Lineage: Eukaryota; Fungi; Ascomycota; Sordariomycetes; Glomerellales; Glomerellaceae.
AUGGAACCAGCUUCGCAGCCCCAACCGAUCCAAGCACCAAACUCUCGGAUCCGCCGCGCAGUCUCGCAGCCCUGGGACUUCCUCAAAGCUCACCUCCGCCCCGUCUGCCAAUACGCCCGCCGGCACUUCACCCGCCCCAGCGCCUCCGACGACGCGGCGCGCAACCUCGCCCUCGCCCGCCGCCAAGCCCACCUGCAGGUCCUGCAGGCCAACUUCCGCCCCGAGGUCGUGCAGAGUCUGCAGGAGACGCCGUGGCUCGCGGCGCACCUCGCUGCCGGCGGGGAGGACGCGUGGGACGAGAGCCAGCGGACGUUUCCCGACCGCGUGGCGGGCCACGUCCUCACGCGCCUGCAGGUGCACAACUUUAACUUUGUCGAGAGGGGGCAGGUGAAUCUGCCGGCGCGGUCGGUGCGCCAUCUGGAGUCGAUCAUGGAGCUUGUCUUUGUGGACGAGGUUGCGAGGAAGAUGGCGGCGACGAUGCGGGAGGCAUGGGUGGAUUCUGAGGGGCCCAGCUGGUGGUGGGUUUUUAAGCAUAAGACUGUUGCGGAGUGGAUGAUGGCUUUUGCUGCCUGUGGGCGCAACUUUUCGACUGCCCCUCGGGUCAGGCUGCGUGGUAACUUGUCCAAGGGGAGGACCAUUCGUCAAGUCCACUUCAGGGGAAUGACCAUUCUUAAAGCACUUGAAAGCGCUGGCAUCACUAGCGAGUUCAGUGAAUGGUACGAUCUGACCGCUGGGAUCAGGGUUCCUGACGCCUCACCCCCGAAUACCUGGAUGCUGGCAAUGGCGAGGAACUUGUGCAUCUACCACGGAACUGCGAAUGCCUACAUCUACAAGCGCGACAACUGUUCGGAAUCGUUCCCGGACUUGGGUUCCGCCGCUCCCUCCGCCGAAACGACACAGAUUGGGGGAAUCGGAUGGCACUCCGCAACAUCCCGCAAGUCUUCGCAAGUCAACAUCAACGGCCCCGUAGACCAGAAAACCCUCAAGUACGGAAGAAGUAUUCUCUUCGGAGUCGAGCCGCCGCGUCGCUUGGCCUCUUGCAGAGACCACAUUAAGAAGUCAGAACCCUUCUCCGCCAUGAAGAAGUGA